ACAUCCCUAACGCGAACGCGAACCGAACUUCGUGCUUUUUGCAAGCAUGACCGCACUCUUUAACAAUGUUCAAAAAUAUUAGACUUGUAAAACAACUUAGCGGAGUAUCCCAACGUAAAUAUGGAAGUUUCCGAAGAACCAGGCUGUUCAGAGCAUCAUCGUCAGUUUUACCUCUACCUGAUGUGGAAGUCACCUGCCAGAGUAUAUGCUGCUCUGCCACGCUUAGAACAAAAACAAAUGAAGCCUUAAGCAACUCGGCUUCGCCAAAUCAAUCUACAGGGAAUCCACCAGAUCCUCCUGAUCCCCCUAUUGGUGAUAACAAAACAAAGCGAAAUGCUUUUCUAGCCAUAGGACUUAUCGUAUUAGCAGCAACUGUCUAUAAGUUUUCACCGUCAUCCAAAAGUAGUCCUACAGAUGUAUCUACAGAAAACAAAAGUAAAAAGAAAAGAGAGUUUCAAAGACCAAGAGAACAAGUCAAAGUUCCUGCCACCUCUGAUAAUAUUCCAGAUGAAAUUCCUUACCUCUUAGUCGGAGGUGGAACGGCAUCCUUCUCUGCUUUUCGUGCUAUUAAGUCACAUGAUCCCACUGCCAAGGUGUUAGUGAUAGGAAAUGAACCGUAUUAUCCUUACAUGCGACCUCCGCUUUCGAAAGAAAUCUGGUAUUCAGAUAACGAUCCGUCCAAUUUGACUUUCAAACAGUGGAAUGGAACUGAGAGAAGCCUGUAUUAUGAGCCGGAAGAUUUUUACACCAAAAUUGAAGACUUGGAGAAAGAUGCAGGUGGAGUUUCUGUUGCUCGAGGAUGGACGAUCGUCAAGGUUGAUCCCAAUGAAAGGAAAGCUAUUCUUGAGGAUGGCAAAGAAAUCAAGUACGAAAAGUGCCUCAUUGCCACUGGAGGAAAACCAAAAAAUCUCCCUGUUUUUGCAGAGGCCUCGGAUGAAAUAAAAAACAAGAUCACUCUGUUCAGAAAUGUGUUUGAUUAUGAGGAACUUUGUGAAUUGGUGAACGCUAAACCUGAAGCAAUAGCUAUCAUCGGCGGAGGGUUUUUAGGAAGUGAACUAGCAUGUGCGAUCGCUAAAAAAGGGCGCGACAAAAAUGUUAAAAUUCAUCAAAUUUUUAGAGAAAAUGGAAAUAUGGGUAAAAUUCUUCCCGCUUACCUGAGUGCUUGGACAAGUAAAAAAGUGGAGAAAGAGGGCGUAUUAGUUCAUAAAAAUUCGGAGCCGCAGUCUGUAUCAUUGACAAAUAAAGGUCAAUUGAAUCUGAAAUUAAGCUCUGGUGAAGAAAUUACAGUGGAUCACAUUGUGGUAGCUGUAGGAAUUGAACCAAACACCGACUUGGCCAAAACCUCGAAGUUAGAAGUGGACAAAGACUACGGUGGAUUUUUAGUCAAUGCGGAACUUGAAGCCAGAACAGAUCUCUAUGCGGCAGGGGACUGCGCUUGUUUUUACGACCCUGAUCUCGGGAGGAGGCGUGUAGAGCACCAUGAUCACGCCGUUGUCUCAGGACGUCUAGCUGGUGAAAAUAUGACUGGAGCAAGUAAACCGUAUUGGCAUCAGUCGAUGUUUUGGUCUGAUAUUGGUCCUGAGGUUGGCUUUGAAGCAAUUGGCAUUAUCGACUCUUCUCUUCCCACUGUUGGUGUCUACGCACUAGAAGCAGAAGAGGAUAGUAGGGAGGCCUCAUCAGAAGAUGAAAAAGACAAUUCCGAAAAAUCUGGAAUUGCUAUCAAACCUGAUAUCAAAGUGGUCUCCAAGGAUAAUGUUCCAGAUGAAAAAUUUGACAAAGGGGUCAUAUUUUACCUGAAAGAUGGAAUCAUUGUAGGAAUGGUUUUGUGGAAUAUCUUCAAUCGUAUGAUGGUGGCUCGACAGAUUUUAAAAGAACAGAGACAGUUCGAAGAUUUAAAUGAAGUGGCAAAGCUCUUCAACAUUCACAAAGACUGAGCACAAGCAGAAUUCAUCGAGCCAUAUUUAACGGCAGAUUUCCAAUUUUCUCAGAUUCCUCUCUGCUAACCUCAUUCGCAUAUUGUGUUGAUAUUUUGCUUCCUCGACUCUGAGAUGAAUUCAUAUAGACAAGUAUUAAUUUACUGUAAGGGAGAAUCGUAAAUUUUAUAGUUUGAAACAAACCAAAAAGUUCACUGUAAGCGCAGUUCAAAAACCAAUUCAUCACAGUCCAAGAAAAGUAACUUAUAAAAUUACAUCGGAAGAAACUUUUAUGUUGUUCAUCAAAAAAGUGUGCAAAGUCAAUAUCAAGGAUUUGCUAUUUUCAUGAUUGGAUUGAUUUUAUUAUUUUUCUUGUCUUGAAGACUAACUCAGGAUGAAGGCUUCCAGUUGUGUUUUAAAUCCUAACCUCUCAAAAACUAACCAGAGCUUUCGCUUGUCAUCUCCUUGACUUUAUCAGCUCAACUUCAGCUUAAUUUUCUCAAAUCAACGGUGAAAUUGCAAAACUGCCUAGGUAUCUUAGUUUUGGUGUUUCGAAAUCUUUGCUCCUAUUUCAAUAUUCAAAAGGAGACGGAACCAUUAUCAUGGUGUCAAAUGUUCACAGAAUAUUCCUUACAUAGAGAAGGAAACUCACCAAAGUUUUCCAAUAAAUGAGUUUUGUAGUUUUCUAUGAUGAAAAUUAAGUACGAAAAGAAGUCUGCAGUGCCGCAAACCAAGAUACACAUGUCUGCAGUUUUACCAUCGAAAUGUAAAUUUAUACUGAUGGAUCAAAUUAAGCACCUCUUUUUGCAUACUAAUACUUUGACUAACAAGUUAGAAGGGAAAAUAGUAGAAAAAAUUAAAUUUCCCUUCUACGGUAACAGAAUAUGCUCAGCAUUGAGAAGCCUUCAAUUUUUCUUUUUUACUUAUCCAAUUUUUGAGUUCUGUAAGACGCUCAGUUUCUAAAAGUUUGGAAUUCCCUCAAGUGCACAUUUUUUUGCCCUAUCCUUAAGAAUCACACGUUUCUUAUCACAAUCGAAUCGCAUAUUUUUCUUUCAUCAUCAGCUGUACAAAUAUUUUGUACUCGCUAGGAGGUCACCCUAUCCUCUUCUGUCUCGAGUAUCUUCAUUAUUUUCCCAUUUGAAUGGUGGCCCAUUCUGCAGUUAAUUUUCAAUGUAUUAUGUACACAAAGGCUUGUCCCAAGGAUUUUUGUAAGAUGAGUCUUUUCUCUUUUAAGACCCAAGUCUUUGCAGGGUGUCUAGUAUAAUACAUUUGGACGUAUUUCUGCCAAACGGAACUAUGUGUAUUAUGACGUGAGCCCUGUUUUGCAUAUAUUCUUAUGGGUCUUGGGGCUCAUGUCUAACUACACAUAGUUCCGUUGGGUAGAAAUACGCCCAUUUCUUCCCCCUGAUUUUUCCAGGUUUCCCCUGGUCUUGGAUUUUUCGUCUCUCUCAACUUUUUAAUCCGAAUCGGAAGAAACACAAAAACAAAAAUAGCUUAGGGCCAAGCACUGUUACAGAUUGGUCACAGCUCAAAAAUCUGAGGAAAAAAUUCUUUACAGACCUGUAGAGAGUACUGCAGGGCUUAGUAUCAUUAUAGUUAGGCAUAAAAUCACUAUCUUGCGUGGUUGGGGAUUCACCCGGUUACAUGUUUUUGCUCCCUGACUUCUUCCAAAUAAAUGUUAAUUCCCUGUUUUCCCGGUUGCUGGACACCCUGUUUCGAAAGUCUAAAGAGAUUUUUUGGAAUGUCUGAAAAAUUCUCAUUAUUUUCAGUCAGAAGUUCUGUUAGAAAUAUGGUAUCAGCUCUUGAAUAUUGUUUUGUUUGACCGUAUGAUACAUGAACCCUGUGCAAGUUUCAUUUUUUUAUCAAAUCCAUGAUGUAAGUUACAUCCAAUGAUCUCGUUUUCUUUUCCAGGGAAACUUUAUUACGCACCAGAGAAUAUUAAAACAUCUGUCAAGUAUGUACCAAGUUCCUAAGUCACCAAUGUAUUGACUAAAUAAUGCAGUGGGAAUAGCUAGGUUGGAAUAAUUGUCGCUCUGCUCUCGUAAAAGCGUACGUUAAUCUCAAUGUGAGCUCUGUUCUCUGUAUAACGAUUUGCUUUCCAGGGCUUACGUGGAAACAGAGAUACGCCCUUACGUCGGAGGAGUGACGAUUAAUGGAACAAGAUUGUUAAUCAGGCAAUAUUAAAAAUUAUGUUGCCUUGGGAUGAAGGCUACAAUUUGUUUUAAAAGUGAGUCAGUGAGAAAAGGUAACUCUAAUACUUAUUGUUUGAAGUUUCUACUGAAUGCAAGAAAAAAAGCAAUUUUUUUUUUUCAUUAAAAAGACCGAAAGACAAAGAAAUUAAAUAUAAUGUUAUAGGGCUAAAAUAUAGAUUUUGACGCCGAAUUGUUGUUUUCAAAGUUUACUUCGGCAACAACUAAUUUCUGUUUAAUAUCUCUCAUGUCUCAAUAUAUCUGAUCUAUCGUUACUGUAUACUCCUUCUCUGGAGGCUUCAAUCCUGGAAGUAGCUUUACCUCUUUCAUAACUCAGUUUAAGAUUCUGAUUCUCUUUGAAUUUGAUUUUUGAUUAAAGGAGCUAACAUGAAAAAAGAUUUUCAUAAAACUUCAGCUGUAGAACAAUGAUAUAGGGUUUUGGAUUUUCCUUAAGUCUCCAAGUGGCUGUUCGAUCAGGAUGUUUGUCUGUUUUUUGCCGCAUUAAAAUGAAAGGCAUUGCCCCCAAGGAAAUGAGCCUAUGAAAGCAAACCUUUUUUUUAUUUUACAUUUCGGAAAACAUGCCGAGACGAUACAAUUUGAUGACAUGCAUUGUGUAUAUUAAUUUCGUUGUGCUCAUCUCUCAUCUCUUGAAACUGUACAUUACUAAGAUUGAUGUAGAAUUAAGUGCCCUCUGACUAUAGCGAGUAUUUAGCUCAGACUACCUAUCUGCAUUUUGAAUCAUCUUGAUUUUAAUUUAAGUUUUCUCGUAGAAAUGAAUAUAUUUGAAUGUUUUUAUUUUUUAAA
Messenger RNA from Bemisia tabaci, 4906 nucleotides. It is a transcript of the gene AIF, whose product is annotated as Apoptosis inducing factor. Gene Ontology annotation, molecular function: NAD(P)H oxidase H2O2-forming activity; protein dimerization activity; FAD binding. The record is from RefSeq and is a predicted model, not a curated record. Gene Ontology annotation, cellular component: cytoplasm; mitochondrion. NCBI's taxonomy places the organism in Eukaryota, Metazoa, Arthropoda, Insecta, Hemiptera, Aleyrodidae. Gene Ontology annotation, biological process: apoptotic process; mitochondrial respiratory chain complex assembly.